Molecule: messenger RNA, 38541 nt
Organism: Callithrix jacchus (white-tufted-ear marmoset)
Lineage: Eukaryota; Metazoa; Chordata; Mammalia; Primates; Cebidae
Source: RefSeq, a predicted model, not a curated record
CCUUCCAUCAUUUCCACUUCAUGUGAAUGCUGAGUGGGAUCUGGAACAAAUAGCACAGAAACAAAACUUUCACAGUCACUUAUCUCAGGCAAGCAGUUACAACCUGGGGAUGGCCCCCAAAUCCUUGGAUCCAAGCCUUUCGUUACAUCAGUGGCACUCUACCUCCAAGAAGUUUAGGACUUAAUGUAACUCAAGAGGAACCGCUUUACUGAAGAAAGAGCCAAAACACAUACUAGAGCUUAGUAUAGAGAAGAGGGUCAUAGGUUUUCCAGAAAAAAGCAUAGAGCAGCACAAGACACAAGUGACUAAUGUGGACGUGGCACCAAGUCUACCAUAUCAAGUCAAGGACAGCAUAAAGGUAACUCCAUUGGCAUUACUUCAGGCCAUAGAGUCAAUGGCGAUGAUCCCAGAAGCACAUUCAGAAUCUGUGGUUUGUUCACAGCUGCCAAGUCAAGUUGUGAAACCAAUGGAAACUAUGAAAACAAUGAGCAUAACCCCCAAACCACCAAAUCAAGUCAUCCAGUCAAUGGAGGCAGCCCCAAGGCCAAAGCACCAAGUUGUGGAAUCAGAGAGGAUGACCACGAGAUUACUGAAUCAAGUCACAGAUAAUGAGAAAGCAACUCCUGUAGCACUGCUUCAAGUUAUGGAUUCUAUGGGGAUGAUUAACAAAUAUCCACACACAGAAUUAGUGGGAACGACUUCAACACCACAACAUCAAGCCAUAGAGUCAGUGAAGAUGAACACAAUAUUGAAGCAUCAAGUCACAAAACCAGAAAAGAUGAAUGUAAGGCCACAACGUGCAGUUAUGGAAACUGUGGAAAUGAUGCCAGCGCCACAGCAUAAAGUCAUGGAAUCAGUUGACAUGACCUCAGGAUCACAAAGUCAAGGAAAGACUAUUCCAGGGCCAAUAUGUCAAGGCACAAAGUCAUCGGAAGUGAUCUCAGCACCAUUACAUCAAGUGGAAAAAUCUAUUGGGUUGACCCAACCAUCUUUAGGAACUACUCCAGGGCCACUGAGUCAAACUUCAGAAUCUGUGGAGAUGAGCUCAAUGUCAUUCCAAGACACUCUUGAGACAAUGCACCAACUUGGAAAAGCAAUGGGGGAAACUCCAGUAUCACAACACACAACAAAAGAAUCUCCAGAUUUGAUACCAGGAUCAGAGAUACAAAGUGUGAAAUUAGAAGUGUUGACCACAGAGCAACAGCCCCAUGAUAUGAAGUUUGUUCAUGGCAAUCUAGGGCCAUGCUUAGAAAUUACUGAGUUGUCAGAGACACCCCCCACCUCAGAACAUAAAGACCCAGAAACUGUGGGGUUGGCAUUGCCUCAAGUUGGUAAGACCCAGGGAGUUAUCCCACUACCACUAGAUUCAGAAACAGGAGUUCUGGAGUUGACUCCAGGACCAGAUAUGCAGUAUGAGAAAUCAGAGCCACUACUGCAAUAUUUGAAAUCUGCAGAGUUAACCAGUGAGUCAUCUCUAGUGAUAGGAUCUAAAAAGUUAAUUACAGCCAAACCACAUGUUAUGGACCUGACCCCAGGGCCACAGGUCCAGGGAGGAAAGUCUAUGCAGUUGGAUCUAGAGUCACAGUUGCAAGACGCAAAACAUGUGAAUUUAAUCCAACAGUCAACUACAGGAGUGGGAAAAUCCAGAGGAGAUGAUACUGGAUCUACGCUACAAAGUAUGCCAUUGGAGGAUUUGACUAAGAGGGCAGAGCUCCAAGAUGUAAACUCUGUGGAUUUAAAUCGCCCAUGUCAGCCAAGUGUCAAAUCUGGAUUGACCCCAGGGCCACAGUCACAAAGUGUCAGGUUUUCAAAGGUAUUUACAGGGCCACUUCUUCAAGGAGAAAAACCUGUAGAUUUAAUCUCACAACCCCUACAUUGUGCAAAAUCGGAUGAACGGACCUCGGAUUCCCCAGUUCAGUACAUCACAUCAGAUUUCAUCCCAGACCUAACACCCCAAAGUGUCAAAUUUGUACAGCUGACUCCAGAAACACAACCUCAAGGUGUGAAAUUUGUGGAGCUAAACCCAGGACUAGGCUUGCAAGAUGAAUUUUCUGAUUCGAUCCCAGGGUCAAAGCACCAAGGUUUCAAACAGGUGCAGAUGACACCAGGAACUCAGCCUGAAGAUAUAAAGUCUCCAGGUUUUAUGCCACAGUCGUCUUUGCAGUUAAGCCAAGGGCCACAUGUUGAAGACAUGAAAUCUGUUCUGUCUGCUGAAGGAUCACAGUUUCACAGGAUGAAAUCUGCAAAACUGACCUCAGAACUACCAGUUCAAAGUGCAAAAUCUGAGGAAGUAAACCUAGGGCCUUGGCAAAAUCUCAAAUUUUCUGAAUUGACUUCAAGGCCAAAGCUGCAAGGUGUCACAUUUGGGGAUCAAACUGCAGGAUCAGUGGUUCAUAGUGUGAAUUCUGUAGAGGUGGUUCCAGAGUUAGGGCUGCAAGAUUCCACAUUAGCAAAGAUGUCUCAAGGAACUCAAAGCAUGAAACAGGAAGGGCUUAACCGAGAGCUGCAGCUACGAGAUGUCAAAAUUUUUGAUUUAGUACCAGGAACUCAACCUCAGGGUGUGAAAUCUUUAGAGUUAAACUCAGGACCACAGCUACAAUGUGUACAAUUUUUAGAGUUGACCCCAGGGCCAAAGAUGCAAGGGGUACCACCUAUGGCAAUGGCUCCAGGGCCAGAGGGGCAAGGGGUUAAUCCUCAGUUGUUAGUACCAGAGCCACUGUUUCAAGAUGUAAAAUAUGUAGUAGGCAAUCAAGUGCCAAGCCUUAAAGCUGACGUUUCCAGUAAAUUAAUCUCAGAGCCACAAAUGCCAGAUGCAGAAUCCAUGGGGUUGACUCCAGGACCACAGCUGCCCCGUGUAAAUCAUUCUGAGUUAACCAGAAAACCACAGUUACAAGAUAGGAUAUCUUCUGGAUUGACACAAGGACCACAGUUCCAAGACGUAAAUCCUGUGGAGGAGAGCCUAGUCUUAAAACUUCAAGGUUUCAAAUAUGAAAAGCUAACCCCAGAGCCACAGCUAGAAGAUAUGAAAUCUGUGGAAUUAGUCCCUGGGCCACAUUUGGGAGAUAUGAAAACUAGGCAGCUAACACCAGAGCCAGAAUUGGAAGAUGUCAAAUCUAUCAUGUUAACCCAAGAGCCACAGGCAGGAGGUGUAAAACUUGAGGAGGUAACCCCAGGCUCAAAGCUCCGAUCUGAGUUACUGGUCUCACAGUCACAGUUAGAAGAUAUGAAAUCUGUGACCUUAACUCCAGGACCAUGCCUGGAAGGGAUGAAAUCUAUGGAAAUAACUCCAAGUCCACAGCAGGAAGGUGGGAAAUCUGUGGCAAUAAGCUUACAGUCACAGAGAGGAGAUGUCAGAGCUGUGGAAUUCAUCCCUGAUUCGGAGCUUCAAGAUGUAAAAUCUGCGGAGUUGGUUCCAGAUACACAGCUGCACGAUAUGAAAGCUGUGAAAUUAAAAUUUGGGCUAAAGAUGCAAGGUGAGAGGCCUAUGGCUUUUGCACCAGAGCCAUUGCCUCAAGGGGUUAAAUCUAUGGAGAUGCUUCAAAGGCCUCAGCUACAAAGCAUGAAACCUAAGGAACUGACUUCAGUCCCACAAAUGCAAGAUAUGAAAUUUGUGGAGAUUACUCCACGUUUAAAGCUUCAAAGUUUAAAAUCUAUAAAGGAGACUCAAGAUCCACAUCUGCAAUGUGUAAAAUCUGUAAAGCUUGCACCAAGGCAGAAGAGACUGGUAGUAAAAUCUGUGACUGUAACCAGAAGACAAGAGUUUGAAGAAGUAAAACCUGUGGAUUUAACCCUUGAGCCAGAACAGGAUGGUCAGAAAUCUGUAAACUCACUAGAGCAGCAAUGUGUGAAUUUUGAGCAAGUAAAGAGAGGGUCUGAGUCAGAAGGUAUAAUGUCUUUGGAGUUAAUUCCAGAGUCAAAAUCUGAAGGUAUAAAAUCUGUAGACCUCAAGUCUGACCCACAGUCAAAAGGUAGAAAAGCAUCUGAGUUGACUCCAGAACCAAAUAUGCAAGAUGUAAAAGCUGAAGAGUUCAAACAUGAACCACAGUUGCAAAGUCUGAAAUGUCCCAAGUUGACUCCAGGACCACAGUUGCACCAAGCGAAACCUUUGGGCUCAACUGCAAAGCCACAGCUUCAAAGUGUGAAAAUCAUGGAGUUAAACAAAGAGCCAGAGCUUGGAAGAAGAAAAUCUGUUCAGUGGAUAACAAGACCUGAGUUCCAAGGUGUAAAAUCCGUAGGAUUAAAUCUUGGGCCACAAUCUCCAAGUGUCAAAUCUGCAGCGUACAAACUUUCCUUACAGUUGGGAGAUAUGGUAGCAUCUAAAUUGGUUCUAGCACCAAAACUUCAAGGUGCAAAACCUAUGCAGUUUAACCUUGGGGCACAGUUGCAGUGUGUAAAAGCCCCUGAGUUGUCUGCUGGACCACAAUUACAAAAAGGGAAAGUUUUGGCUUCAGGCUCAGAGCCACAAGUUCUAGGUGUGAAAACUGUGGAGUUAAACCAAGACUCACAGCUUGGAAGUGUGAAAUCAGUUCAGUGGAUACCAGGACCUGAGUUCCAAGGUGUGAAACCUACAGGGUUAAAUCUUGGUUCACAAUCUCAAGUUGUCAAACCUGCGGAGUUGAAAUCUUCCAUAGAGUCAGGAGGUGUAAAGUCAUCUCAACUGCCUCUAGGGCCAAAACUUCAAAGUGCAACAUCUAUGGAGUUUAACCUCGAGUCCCAGGUGCACUGUGUGAAAGCUGCUGAGUUGUCUCAAGGACCACAGCUGCAAAAAAGGAAAAGUCCAGCAUCAAGCCCAGAGCCACACCUUCAAGGUGUGAAAACUGUGGAGUUAAACCAAGACUCACGGCUUGGAAGUGCAAAAUCUGUGCAGUGCAUACCAGGUCCUGAGUUCCAAGAUGGAAAAACUGGAGGGCUGAAUCUUGGUUCACAAUCUCGAGGUGUCAAACCUGCAGAGUCGAAAUCCUCCGUAGAGUCAGGAGGUGUAAAAUCAUCUGAAUUGAUUCUAGGGCCAAAAAUUCGAAGUGCAAAACCUGUGGAGUUUAACUAUGGACCAUGGUUGCAAUUUGUGAAAACUCCUAAGUUGUCCCAAGGACCACAGUUGCCGAAAGGGAAAAUUCUGGCAUCAACCUCAGAGCCACAGCUUAAGGGGGUAAAAACUGUGGAGUUAAACCAAGACUCACAGCUUGGAAGUGUGAAAUCUGUGCAGUGGAUACCAGUACCUGAGUUCCUAGGUAUGAAAUCUAUGCUAAAAUGUGGUUCACAAUCUCAAGCUGUCACACCUAUAGAACUGAAAACUUCAAUACAACUAAGAGAUGUGAAGUCAUCUGAGUUGACUCCAAGGCCAAAGCUCCACAGUGUACCACCUUUGACAUCACUCCAGAAACAUCAGGUGCCAGUGUUCAAAACUAUUGAUUUGAAAUCUGGGUUACAGUUGAGAAGUGUGAAGUCAUGUGGCCCAAUUUUAACAUCAAAGCUCUGUGAUAUAAAAUCUAUGGCAUUCAAACCUGGGCUUCAUUUGCAAGAUGUGAAAUCUUCUGAGUUGACCCCAAGACCACAGCGGCACAAAGUGAAACAUUUGCAGGCAUAUCCAAGAACACAGCAGCAAGAUGUGAAGUCUCUAGUGUUUACACAAGAGUCACAGUUUUCAGGGGUGAAAUCUAAAGUAUUAAGCCAAGAGCUACAAUUACAAAGUGAUAAAACUGUAGGGUUCAACUUCUUACUGCACUUGAAAAGCACGAAAUCAUCCGAGUUGGCUCAGACAAAGCUUCCAGGUAUGAAAUCUGAGGAGUUUAGCUCUUGGCCACAAUGGCAAUGUGUCAAAUCUUUUAAGUUGAACCCUAAGACGAAGUCCCAAGACAUGAAAUUUAUAGAGUUAAACCCCAGCUCACAGUUGAAAAAUAUCCCACAUUCUGAUUUGACCAUGAAGACCAAGAUUCAAGAUGUCAAAUCUACAGACUUCAAACCUGGGCCACAGUUGCAAAGAGUGAAAUCUUCUGAGUCGAUAUCAAAGACAAAGCUUCAAGAAGUGAAGUUAGUGGAAUCCAACUCAGGCCCACAGUUGCAAGAUUUGAAAUCUUCUAGGUCGAUCAUGGGUAUACUGCUUCGAGACAUUAAAUCUAUCGUUUUCAGUUCUGGACCACAUUUACAGAGUGUGAAAUCAUCUGAAAUGAUUCCAGGGGUGAAGCUUCAGGGUGUGAAACCUGUAGACUUCAAACCUAGUCCAAAGUUACAAAGUGAAAAAUCUGAUUUGACCCUGGGGAGAAAGUCUCCAGGUGUGAAAUCUGUAGAGCUGAAAUCAGGCCCACAGUUACAAGAUAUAAAAUCUUCCAAUCUGAUCAUGGGUAUAAAGCUUCCAGAUGUAAAAUCUGUGAAGCUCAGUUCUGGACAACACUUUCAAGGUAUAAAAUCUUCUGAGGUAACCUCAGGGACAAGGCUUCAAAGUAUGAAAUCAAUGUAUUUCAAUUCUGGACAACAGAUACAAGGUGAAAAAUCUUCUGAGUUGAUUCAAGGAACAAACUAUCGAGAUGUAAAAUCUGUAGACUACAACCAUGGUCCAAAGUUACAAGGUGUGACAUCUUCUCAGUUAACCCCAGAGACAAAGCUUCAAGGUGGGGAAUCUGUGGAGUUCAACUCAGGCCCACAGUGGCAAGAUGUGAAAUAUCAUAACUCAAUCAAGGGGACAGAGCUUCAAGACGUAAAAUCUAAGGAGUUCAGUUCUGAUUCACAAUUACAAGGUACGAAAUCUUCUGAAGAGAUCCCAGUGACAAAGCUUCAAACAGUGAAAUCUGUGGGGCUCAUGCCUAGGCCAGUGCAGCAAGAUGUAAAAUGUUUUGAAUUGUCGCUAGGUACAAAGGUACAGGAUAGGACUUCGUUGGGGUUAAACUCAACCUCACAGUUACAAGAUAGAAAAUUAUUUAUGUCGACACCAGGGAUACAACAUCAAGGUGUGAAAUCUGUAGAAUUCAAUCCUGGGGCAAAGUUGCAAGAUAUGAAAUCUGGGUUGAUAAAGCCUCAGACAGUGAACUCUACAGAAGGCAACGAUGACCCAGAAUUGCAAGUUGCAGAACUCUCUAAGUUGGCCUUGGAAUCAAAGAUUCACAGUGUGGCACCUUCUGAGUUCAAUACUGAAAAGCAGCAGCAAGAUGAGAAAUCUCAUAUAUUGAAUCUGUGGCCAGACCUUCAAAGUGUUAAAUCUAUGGGAUUCGAUCCUGAGCCACAUUUGCAAUAUAGGAAACCUUCAGAAUUAUGUACAGGGACAAAGCUUCAAGAUGUAAAAUCUAUGAAAUUCAAUCUUCAGGAAAAGUUGCAAGGUGUGAAAUCUGAGUUGCACUUUGGAACAAGGCUUCAAGGUAUACAAUCUUUAGAUUUCAACCCUGGGCCACAGUUGCAAGGAAUAAAAUCUGCCAAGUUUAAUCCUGGGCCUGAGCUUCAAGGUAUGAAAUCUAAGGUGUUCUGCCUUGGACCACAUUUGCAAGAUGUGAAUUCUUCCGCAUCCAUUCCAGAGCCACCACCUCAGUGUGCAAAUUCUAUUGUGUGCAACCGUGGGCCAUGUUUUCAAGGUGUAAAUUCUUCUGCAUCUAUUCCAGGCCCUAAACUUCAGUGUGUAAGUUCUAAUGGGUUCAACUCUGGGUCAAACUUGCAAGGUAUUAAUUAUUCUGUAUCCAUUCAAGAACCACCACUUCAGGGUAUAAAUUCUAUUGAGUAUAAUUCUAGGCCAGAUCCACAAAGUGUGAAUUCUUCCACAUCCAUUCUAGGGCCCAAACUUCAGAGUGUUAAUCCUAAUGGGUGCAACCCUGGGUCAUAUUUGCAAGGUGUGAAUUCUUCUGCACUCACUCCAGAGCCACCACUUCCGUGUGUAAAUUUUAAUGGGUGCAAUCCUGGGCUGCACUUGCAAGGUGUAAAUUCCUCUGCACCCAUUCCAGGGCCAAAACUUCAGAGUGAAAAUUCUAUUGGGUGCAGCCCAGGGCCACAUUUGCAAGGUGUGAAUUCUGCAUUAAUGCCACAGCCACAAGCUCUGUGUGUAAAUUCUAUUGGGUGCAACACAGAGCCAUAUUUACAAGGUAUGAAAUCUCCUGAAUUAACUUCGGUUUCAAAACUUCAAGGUAUGAAGUGUUCUGAAUUGAACCCAGGGACAAAAAUUCAAAGCAAGACAUCUUUAAUGGUCAACCUUAGACCAUGUUUGCAAGAUUUAGAAUCUGAUUUGACACCAGGGUCAAAGUUUCUACGUGUAGCACCUUUGGAAUGCAACCCUGGGCCACAGGUGCAGUGUGCAAGUUCUUCUGAGUUGAAUCCAGGGCUAAAGUUACGAUGCGUAAAUUCUAUGGAGUGCAAACUUGAGCCACACUUGCAAGGUGUAAAAUCAGGGUCAAAAUUUCAAGUUAUGAAAUCUGAGUUGGAUCCAGGGCCAGAGCUUCACAGUAUAAAAUCUGUUAUGUUCAGCUCUGCGCAACAUUUACAAGAUGUAAAAUGUGAACUGACUUCAGGGACAAAAUUUCAAGAUAUAACACCAAAGGAGUUCCACUCUGGCCCACAGCUGCAAGGUAUGAAUUCUUCUGGGUUGAAUUCAGAGUCAGAAUUUCAAUGCAUAAAUUCUAUCAACUUGAAUCCAGGGCCACAGAUACGAGACAUGAAGCCCUCCGAAUUGAACCCUGGGUCAGAAUCUCAAGGUAUGAAAUCUAUUCUGUUCAAUCCCAGACCACAGUUGCAAGGUGUGAAAUCUUCUGAGUUAAGUCCAGGGACUAAGUUUCAAGGAGUCCAAUUUUGGGGGAAGCACCUUGGCUCACAGCAAGCUGUGCAACCUGCAUUCACUCUGGGUCCUCAGAUAAAUGGUACAAAAUCUGAGGUAUUUUUACCAGAUCCACUGCUUAAAGUUGUAAAAUCUGUGGACAUAAAUAAGCAGCCAUUGCUUUAUGAUGCAAAUUCUGCAAAAAUGAUUUCAGCCUCUGAGCUACCGGACUUAAAAUAUGAGGUAUUUACGCUAGAGCCAUGUUUCCAAAAGGCAAAAUCUGUGGAGUUAAAACCAGAACCAUAUCCUCCAUGUAUGAAAUCCGUGGAGUUAAAACCAGAACCAUAUCCUCAAGGUGUGAAAUCCGUGGAGUUAAAACCAGAACCAUAUCCUCAAGGUAUGAAUUCUGAGGAGGUGCAUUCACACCUCAGGCAGCAUAAUGUAAGAUCUAUGCUAUUUGUAUCAGAGCCACUUUCUCGAGAUGUGAAAUCUGUGAAGCCAACUCUAUGGCCACAACCUCAAAGUGUAAAUUCUUUGACAUCAUGCUUUAGGUCACAAUGCAUUAAAUCUGUGGCCUUUGCACCGAAGCUAUGUUUUCAAGAUGUAAAACCUAUGGAGCUGACGCCAGGGGCCCAACAGCAAGGUAUAAAUUAUCAGGAGUUGACUUCAGGAUGGCAAGAUGUGAAAUCAAUGGUGCUGGCACCAGAGCCAACUAGGAAGUUCUCAUCAGGACCAAUGUUGGCUAGUGUCAGAUUUUCAAAUUUGUCUCCAGAAUCACAGCAUCAAGCCAUGAAAUCUUUGGAGUUUACUCUAGAGUCAAAGUUGCAAAGUGUAAAACAUGUGAAAUUGUCUUCAGUGUCUCUGCAGCAAGAAAAAGUUGUUCAGUCUGAGAAAGCGACCCCUGGACCACCAUUUCAAGUUGUAAAGUCUAGGACAACGCCAAGGCCCACCCCUCAAGUGGUACAAUAUAUUGAGUUGACUCCAAAACUGCAAGAUGUGCAACCUUGCACACAAAGGAAGGCUAAAAUUCAUACUCAAGCUUCCAGGAGUUCUACUUCCACAGCAGAUUUGCAGUCUGGGUCCUCCCAGUCCCCUGCUCCUGUACUAAUCGACAUCAGAGGAAGACAACACAGCAGCCCUGACCUGGAAGAAAAGACAAUAAUUAGAGCAUGUAGACACUAUGAAUCCAUUCAGGUUCACACCCUAUCAGAGAGUGACUCUGAAAUCACUCAGAAUGAGAAACGGGCUAAAGUGAGAACCAAAAAGACCUCUGGUUCAAAAUAUCCAAUGAAGAGAAUGACCAAGGGCCUUAGAAAACACAGAAAGUUCUACACAAGCAGUAGAACCACAAAAGAGAGACCCUCUAGGGAAUUACAAGCCCAUUUAAGAAGGAAGACGAUUGGAGCAGCUCAGACAAGUACUGCCUUCUUAAAAAGACAACCUAAGAAACCUUCCCAACCCAAGUUCAUGCAACUGCUUUUUCAGGGCCUACAGCGGGCAUUCCAAACAGCAUACAGAGUUAUAGCUUUUGCUGGGCAGAAGCCUGUGGACAGGACAAUCCCAGACAAUGUGUGGGCAAGCAAAAACUAUUAUCUGAAACAAAAUGGCAGGGACUAUUGCAUACCCAGAAAUCACAAAAGAGACAGGAGGUCAGCUGACAAGCCAAAGUCAGCAGGCUCAACCAUUAAGCAGGAGGACAUAUUGGGGGAAGGAAGAGACCAGUGCAGAUCAGCUCAACAGCCAAGAAGAGCUCACCCUUUCCAACCCAGACCUCUUCAACUUCCCAAGCCCACAGGUUCCCAAAGUGAUAGCACUUUCCAAGCUGCCUCAGUGGAGCAGCUUUUGGGAACUGUCCAAAAGGACAGGAGUAGCAGAUCAAAGAAAAAUGAAAUCUUUAGCCAUGAGUCUAAGAACUUGCCCACACCAGGAACCAGAGUUCAGGCCCGAGGAAGAAUGCUACAUUGUUCCCCUGUGAAGAGAACCUGGCACCGUCCCCUUAAAGAGAAACUCACACACGAGGAGCAAAACCACCCCAGCUUCUAUAGGGACAGAACCCCACACAGUCCUGAGAGAACCGGUCAUAACCGCUGUUGGAGAAACCAUCGUAGUCCCUCCAAGAGGAGCCACUGCGGUCCCUCGGAGAGGAGCCGUCACAGUCCUUCAGAUAGAAGAUUUCGCAGUCCAUCUCAAAGAAAUCAACACAGUCCCAUGGAGAGAAGUCUUCACCGUGCUGCCCUUUCCAGCCUUUUUUCCUGUUCAGCCAUUGCCUCCAGUUUCUGCACCCCCAGCCUGGAAAGGCUUCCAUGUCUCUCUACAGGGGGUGGCAUGUGAGAUUCAUUCUCUAAUAAAGUGGCAAUAACUGAUCUCCCUGUGCAUCUAGACUGAGGCCACUGGGUGGGUGGGUAGGGAAGGCAGGGUGGUGGGACACGAGGAGUUGUGCAAAGGCUCGGAAUGAGAGCAGGGUUUUAAGGCCGGGCAGAGGCUCCAAGCUCCGCCCCUUCAUUUCAGACCCCAUCCACAGGUUCCCAGGUUCUUUGUCACAAUCCCCAGUGAGGCCGAGUCUCAGGAAUCAAAGGGUUACUCAUCACGUGACUUGCUCCAGCUGCAGCCCCCUCGGAAGCUGCCAGGCAGAAGUGGACUUUCAGAAGAGGGCUAGGUGGGGGCCGAGCCCACAUCCGGGAUAGGCGAGGAGAGCGGAAGUGGCGUUGGUCUGGCCGGAGUCCUUUGGCGAAAUUGUUAGGCGUGGAGAGGGAGUGAUGUCUUCCAGACUAGGCGCUGUACCCCUGAGUUUCUUGGUUUGACCGUCAUGCUUUAGAGGUAGCGCUGUUGAGCACAGAACACGCAGUCUCUCGCUUUUGUCCCAUGCGCAGAGUUGGUUUUAUCAGAGGCUAUCGUAGGCCCCACCCUUCUAGAUCAGAUCACCUGUUCCCUUUUUCUUUACCCACGUUCUGCUGCCUGUUCCCCACCUCCUUGGAUUUAAUUCCUCGCCACAUUGCCAUUAGUUUCUAUUUCUUUACAUCCCCAGUGUCUCUCAUAUUCGUUGUCUUUUCUUUUGGCCUCUUUUUUAGAGCCUCGGACAGGGCUUUGAGAAUGGGGAGGACAAAGGCUCUCGUAUUGUUACCCGCCUUUGCACUACUGGAAGAUAGGACAGCACAGUUUUCCUAAAAAGUGUUGCCUUCUUCAGUUUGAGGUGGUUGCCCCGGGAGAGUUUCGUUUCUUCUGGGCAUAGGGGAAUUCGUCUUUUUGUGGUCGAGGUUCAGAGGUCCCUGGCACUCACUCAUCUGCUUGUGAUUUGCUAGACUUCGGGACCCACAACCUUUAAACAGCAGAGGAGCACGAGGAGCUAAAAAGUAAGUGAGGUUUUCUCAGGUCCUUUUAUGAUUGUGUCGCCAGAGCUGUCCAGUAGAACUUCUUCCUGUGAUGAAAAUGUUCUGUAUCUGCAUUGUCCAGUAACAUAGCCAGUAGCCCUGUGUGGAUUUUGAGCCAUUGAAAUGUGGCUAGUGCAACUGAGGGACUGAAUUUUAAAUUUUAUUUGCUAAGUAAGAGGUUUUUCUAAGGUUCUUUCAUGAUUGUGUGGUCAGUGCUGCCCAGUAGAACUUGUGACAAAAAUGUUCUGUAUCUGCACUGUUUAGUAUUGUAGCCACUAGCCCCUUAUGGCUUUUGAGCUCUAGAAGUGUGGCUAGUGUGACUGAGGGAUUGAAUUUUAAAUUUUAUUGUAUUUUAACUAAAUAGCCACCUGUAACUAGUGACUACUGGAUUAAACAGUGUACGUAUAAGCCUAGUGUGUGGGAGAGAAACCUAGCUUGCAAAAAAAGAGUACAAAUUAUAAUAAAAAUGGAGCCAAUGACUUAGUGGUAAUCCUGUAUUUCUCCAGACAUCACAUUCGUGCACAUAAAUACAUUGAUUUACUUGGGAUGGAUGAUAAAAAUGGCUGGAAGAAAUUCUUGUAUUUUUAAACUCCUUGGCUGUAAGACUGGUUUAUUAUUUAGAACACUGAAGGUACUUAGUGUAGGUUUAUUCUUACAAGGUUUAUUGCCAAGUUUAAAAUGAGGAAACUGAGGCCAGCAUAAGAAAAUUAAACACCAAUUUAUUUAACUCCCAGGCGAGGUUCCAUGGUCCCAGGGAAAGGGGCCAGGGAAGUUGCGCCUGACUUCUCUCAGGUGUGGGGUUUUAUAGGGAGGGAAGGCAUUCUGAUUGGCUGUGGAGAAACAAGACAUGGAUGGGGCAAGCAGUUAUUGGUAGGUAGGCGGGAUUUCCGGUGAGCGGGCUGGAUGGGGCAAAAUGCUAUUGGGCAGGUUUCGGCAGGGCUUCUUUUAAAUUUUGGUGGGGUUUUCCAAUGGCUGGCUAGGUGCUGAGUGCAGAGUUUAGUGUUGAGUGCAGACUCUGGUGUGGAGUGCAGAGAUGGGUAUUGGUGCCAAGUGCAGAGUCUGGUGCGGAGUGCAGAGGUGGGCAUGUGUUGAGUGCAGAUUCUGGUGACAUAAUUUUCAGGCAUGGAGAGGGAUGGGCAUGCCCGAGCUCCCGGUAAGGCAGCCGGCCUUACAUUCCAACCCUUUUGAUGAUACAGGACGCCGCUUCUUUCUGGCUACCUCCUGCUGAAUAGGGGCAGAGUGGGGGAAAGGGGUCAGUUGGCUGGUGCCUCAGUUGCGAGUUGGACACAGGGGUGAAGUAGCAUCUGGUUUAUGGCCACCCUGGAAAUUUCCAUUAUGCAGGCCUGUAAAAAUCUGAGGAAAAAUGGGGCUAGCAUUAGUAGAAGACACACAACAAUAACGGGGGUGAUAAUGGGAGCUAGCCAGGUAAGCAUGGGGGAUUGCCGCCAGUUGAGAGAUGAGGCUGGUGCACUCUGCUUCCUGCGGAGGUUCUCUUGGAGAUGAUAGAGAGUGUUGACAUUUUCUUCCACAAGGCCUAUUUCAUUGAUGCAAUAGCAGCACUGUGUCCUAGAGAAACAGACAGGUACCUCAUUUUUCUGCCAUUAGUAGGUCCAGGGCCUGUCGGUUCUGGAGAGUUACCUGAGCCAGUGAUGUGAUUUGUCGCUGGAGGGAGGCUAAAGAGGCGGUUGACGCUUCAGUAGCCGCACGGAGCUUGUCUUCCAGUUGAGCGGCUGAAGUGAUGCAAACUUUGGGGUUUGCAAUUACAUCUGUAUAAAUGAAGCAGCCCCAGUUGACGACCCAGGUGCAGUGCUUUAGGUGGGGGUUUCUGGACGUAGAUUGUAUACCUGCCUUAACUCUAUUGUUUCCGAACCAAAUGAUUCCGAGUCUACUUUGCAGUCCAGGCUGGACAUUGACUCCCUGACACAUAGCUAAGCUUUACUUUGAGUCUACCAAAUUCUGCUUUAUUUAAACUGCAUCUUGGCUCUACUAAAGGUUUACAAUCUUCUAGUAUGUGUUAUUAAGUAGACGUACAUAUUACAUAUUCAUAGAGUUCCAUUUGGAGCAUCUAUAAACUUCUUUUUAACAAUUAAAAAAUGGUAUUUGUGAAGUUAGUGACAGUUAAACAAAUCAAAUGGUUUCUUUGUCUCUAUGUGAAACUUGUCUGGGAUUAAGUUCCUUAGAGUUUUUUUCAGUUCUAGUAACCCCCAAACAGUUAUUUGGGUGGUAAAGCUUAUUGCCCAGAAAGCUGAUUUUUUUUUUUUUUUUUUUUUUUUGAGACUGAGUCUCACUCUGUCACCCAGGCUGGAGUGCAGUGGUGCAAUCUUGGCUCACUGCAACCUCUGCCUCCCAGAUUCAAGUUAUUCUCCUGCUUCAGCCUCCCCAGUAGCUGGGAUUACAAGUGCCUGUCACAUGCCCAGCUAAUUUUUGUAUUUUUAGAAGAGAUGGGGUUACACCAUGUUGGCCAGCCUGGUCUCGAAUUCCUGACCUCAAGUGAUCCACCGGCCUCAGCCUCCCAAAGUGCUGGGAUUACAGGCAUGAAGCACUGCACCCAGUCUGAUUUUUUAAAAGUCAAAUAAAAACAUUAUGUCAAUGUUCCAUUAUCAAAAAAUAGGAUAUUUGAUCUCUUCAGUAGAUCUUGUUGAUUAGUUACUAUAACUUUAUUUCCAUACAUUAUACAGCAGUUAUUUUUUAGAAUAUUCUUAGGAUCUAUGAGUUAAUUCACUUUUCAGAACUAACUACUUAGCAAUAUUAUCCUGCUUCAUGCUUGGUGGCGAAUUCUCCAGUGUUAUAUUCAGCUCCAAGAAUGAUAUUUGAACAUGUUCACACCUAUCGGGUCUUGGACCCAAUAGCAAGGUAGGUGUGAAUGGCGUUCAAGUAUCAGCCUCCCUUUCCUGAAUGACCACUUCACAUCUUUGAGUUUCAAUGGCUGUCUUGUUUCUCCUAAGGUAUACACUAUUCAUGCACAUUAAUCUUAACUAAGAAGAUGAAGGUACCAUAAAAUUCCUUUUUUUUUAGAUCUAAAUUUUGGAGAUUAUAUUCUCUAUGAUGGACACUUUGGUUAUUUUAAAUCUCUCGCUAUUGAAAGCACGCUGCAAUGAACGCUUUCCUUGCACCCUCCUGAGAUUAAAAGAUCAUCUAUUCACUGAGUAUUAAUGGGGUAAAACACAGGCAUGCCUCCCUAACAUAUGUAGCCUUAAGUCACACUUGCUGUAGUGGCUGCAUCUCAGUUUUGAAGUCUGGAUGCCAAAGCCAGUUGUACACGUAGGAGGACUGGACUGGCAGUGGCCUGUGUUGUGUGCUUUGAGAGAUGCCAGGCAUAUCCCCACCCCCAAGCUUACCAUAGUGCCUACAAUUUCAACAACAAAGAUUCAUUCCUUUGGGUUUGUACUUUGCUAUCUCAGGGAAAUCCUUUAAACAAAUCACUCCUCCCUAAUUAUGAUUAUUGUAGAAAAUUGAGAAUGUGCAGAGAAGUUAAUAAAUGAAAAUAGAAAUUACCUGUAGCUCACAACUCAAAAACCACUACAGUUAACGUUUUGGUAUUUUGUUCUCCUUUCCCAUACAUGAAAUUGAAAAGUUGAUUGUAUUAGUUUGUUUUCACGCUGCUGACAAAGGCAUACCCGAGACUGGGUAAAAUACAAAUGAAAGAGAUUUAAUUGUACAUAGAGUUCCAUAUGACUGGGGAAGGUCCAACAAUCAUGGUGGCGCAGAAAUUAGUCAGAUUUGCAUCCGUGUCCCACUAAUCCUGUAGGCUGAUAAUCUGGGCUCCCUCUCUCUAGUUUCCUCCCUAACCAAAUCCACCUUGCACACUAGUGUAAGACUGUUCCUCUUCAAACGCUGCUUCCAUUUUGUCACUACCCUCCUCUCUGUCUAGCUCAGCAUUGUCCAGUAGAAAUAUAAUACAAGGCUGGUCACAGUGUCUCACACCUGUAAUACCAGCACUUUGAAAGGCCAAUAUAGGAGGAUCACUUGAGCCCAGGAGUUCAAGACCAGCCUAGGCAACAUAGCAAGCCCCCAUCUCUACUAAAAAUAAAUUAGCUGGGCAUGGUGGCACCUGCCUAUUGUCCCAGCUACUCAGGAAGCUGAGAUGGGAAGAUUGCUUGAGCUCAGGAGUUUGAUGCUGCAGUGAGCCAUGAUGGCAUCACUGCACUCCAGCCUGGGUAAUAGAGACCCUGUCUAUAAAAAAAAGAAAAAGAAAGAAAAAAAUAUAAUGCAAAUCACCUAUGUAAGUUUAAGUUUUUAGUAGCUGCGUUAAAAAAAGAAACAGGUGAAACUGGCCAGGCACGGUGGCUCACACCUAUAAUCCCAGCACUUUGGGAGGCCGAGACAAGCAGAUCACAAGGUCAGGAGUUCGAGGCCAGCCUGACCAACAUGGUGAAACCCAGUCUCUACUGAAAAGAUGAAAAAGAAAAAUUAGCUGGGUGUGGUGGUGCACACCUGUAAUCUAAGCUAGUUGGGAGGCUGAACAGGAGAAUGACUUGACCCCAGGUGGCAGAGGUUGCAGUGAGCCGAGAUUGUGCCACUGUGCUCUAGCCUGGGCAAAAGAGCAAGACUCCAUCUGAAAAAAAAAUUUUUUUUCAGGCACCCAGCCUGAAAUCAAUUUUAAUAAUAUAUUUUCCUUAACCCAAUAUAUAUAACCCAAUGUCAACAAUGUUAAACAUUAUUAGUGAGAUGUUUUGCAAUAUUUUUCUAUAUAUGUAUUUUGAAAUCUAGUGUGUGUUUUACAAUCAUAGUACACCUCAAUUUGGUUUUUUGUGGCUUUAAAAAAAAAAUUUUUUUUUAGACAGAGUCUCACUCUGUCACCUAGGCUGGAUUGCAGUGGUGCUAUGUUGACUCACUGCAACCUCCAUCUCCCAGGUUCCAGCGGUUUUCCUUCCUCAGCCUCCUUAGCAGAUAGUAGAACUACAGGCUUGUGCCACCGGGCCCGGCUAAUUUAUUUUUUAUUUUUAGUAGAGACAGGGUUUCACUGUGUUGGCCAGGCUGGUCUCAAACUCUUGACCUCAAGUGAUCCACCUGUUUCAGCCCCCCAGAAUGCUGGGAUUACAGGCAUGAGCCACUGCACCCAGCCAGCACACCUCAGUUUGCUUGCUAGAUUUGCAAUGCUAAAAAGCAGAAUGUAGUUCUACCAAAACAUUAAAGUUUCUUUUAAUUUAAAAAUAAUACAGCUAAAGUUCCAAAUAUAGCUGGGUGUGGUGGCUCAUGCCUGUAAUCCCAGCACUUUGGGAGGCUGAGGCAGGCAGAUCAAGAAAUCAAGACCAUCCUGGCCAACAUGGUGAAACCCCAUCUCUACUAAAAAUACAAAAAUUAGCUGGGCAUGGUGGCAGGCACCUGUAGUCCCAGCUACUUGGGAGGCUGAGGCAGGAGAAUUGCUUGAGCCUGGGAGGCGGAGGUUGCAGUGACCUGAGAUCAUGCCACUGCACUUCAGCUGGGCAGCAGAGCAAGACUCCAUCUCAAAAAAAAAAAAUGUCCCAAAUAUAUACAGAAGUAUAAAAAAAUAGUAUAAUGGGCUGGAUGCAGUGGCUCACACCUGUAACCCCAACACUUUCAGAGGCUGAGGUUGCCAGAUCACCUGAGGUCAGAAGUUCGAGAUCAGCCUGGCAAACAUGGUGAAACCCCAUCUCUAAUAAAAAUACAGAAAUUAGCAGGGCGUGGUGGCGCACGCUUGUAGUCUCGGUUACUUGGAAUGUUGAAGCAGGAGAUUCGUUUGAACCUGGGAAGCAGAGAUUGCAGUGAGCUAAGACUGAGCCACUGCACUCCAGCCUGGGCAACAGAGUGAGACUCUGUCUCAAAAAAAAACAAUAUAAUGACCUCCCAUGUAUCUUUACCCAGUUUCAACAAGUAUUCAUAAUUCAUGACCACCCUGAUUUUAUUUUUAAUCACAGCCCUCCCCAACCCCUCCAUAUUAUAUAUAUAUACAUAUAUAUAUAUCUGUGUAUGUAUAUGUAUUUUAUUUUUUGAGAUGAAGUCUCACUAUGUUGCCCAUGCUGGAGUACACUGGUGCAAUCUCGGCUCACUGUAACCUCUGCCUUUUGGGCUCAGGUGAUUCUCUGCCUCAGCCUCCCAAGUAGCUGGGAGUACAGGCACACAUCACCAUGCCUGGCUAAUUUUGUAUUUUUAGUAGAGACGGGGGUUCACCACGUUGGCCAGGCUGGUCUCAAACUCCUGACCUCAGGUGAUCUGCCUGCCUAAGCCUCUCAAAGUGCUGGGUUUACAGGCGUGAGCCACUGCUCCCGGCCCCCCUCCAUAUUAUAUUGAAGCAAAUUCCAGAUAUCAUCGUUUUACCCAGAAAUAAUAUUUCAGUGUGUGUCUCCAAAAGAUAAGGACUCUUUUACAACAUAACCACAAUGGCAUUAACAUACCUUUCAAAGCUAACAAUUUCUUAGUCUCAUGAAGUAGCCAGUCAGUAUUCAAAUUGUCCUAAUGUGUGUAUAUAAAUUCUUCACUUCUCUUACCUAGUUUCAAACCCAUUCUUACCCUUUUACAUCCCUGUGUUUUUCUAUGUGUCAUCCCUUCUGCCUAGAUUGUUGUUGUUUUUGUGCGUAAGUGACAAGACACAGUCUUCUAGAUCUGUUCAAAUAUCGCUUCCUCCAGCAAUCUUUCCCUGGCAACACUCAGGAGUUAGUCAUCCCUACAGCACUAACACUCUGCACUCUGCGCUGGGUAUUUCUCUACAUGGUUGUCUGUUCUCCAGAUUGUGAGCUCUGUGAAGACUUGAACCAUAUUCUUGUGGCCUCUGAGAACCUCAGUACCUAGCAUGGUGCCUGGCCCACAUGAUUUGCUUCAAGCCAGCAUAUUAUUUCUAAGGAGGGGCUCCCAAGGCCUCUUCCAUAGUUCUUGGUGUUCAUUUAUCCUUUCCUAAAGUUCACUGUCUUUUGCAAAGAUAAUGUCCUCUCCACUUUCCCCAUUUGAGCUGGGAGCUGAUCAAAUGUUUUCAAUCUUUUGCUUUAAGAAGCCACUGGAGGCAGAAUUAAUUGGUUUAGAGGUGGUGUUUUUGUUUUUGUUUUUUUCUUUUUUAAGAUCCCAGGAUUGAUAUAAAGCAGAAAGACUGAGAAAGAGAAAGCCACUUAGUCAGCAGUCGCUCUGGGAUUAAUGUCGUAAGAGCGGUACAGAAUUUAAAAGCAAAAAGCAUUGUCCUCAUCCUCUAAUUGAAUAUGAUCCACAAACCUUCUGGUUCUCUGAGGAGGACCUUGGAAUGUGCUUGCAGUUUCCAGACUGUAAUUAAUAACAGUUCAAAUCAUAGUUUUCAAGUGAUUCUUUUACCUCAGAACCCCUUCCUCAGUUUUAUCCGCCUGGAAAUUCUGUUACACAGAUAAAAGCUCUGGUGGGGCCAGGUGCAGUGGCACAAGCCUGUCGUCUCUGCUUUUUUUUUUUUUGAGGCAGAGUCUCAUUCUGUCAUCCAGGCUGGAGUGCAGUGGUACCAUCUCGGCUCGCUGCAACCUCCACCUCCCAGAUUCAAGUGAUUCUCCUGCCUCAGCCUCCUGAGUAGCUGGGAUUACAGGUGUGAACCACCGCACCUAACAGAUUUUUUUAUGUUGAGUAGAGAAAGUGUUUACCAUGUUUGCCAGGCUGAUCUCAAACUCCUGACCUCAGGUGAUCCACCCGCCUUGGCCUCCCAAAGUGCUGGGAUUACAGGUGUGAGCCACCACACCUGGCCUAGUCUCUGACAUUUCACAGGCUAAGGUGGGAGGAUUGCUUGAGCCCAGGAGUUCAAGUUUGAGGCUUUAGUGCACUAUGAUUGUGCCUGUCAACAACCAUUGUACUCCAUCCUGAGCAACAUAGCCAGACUGUGGUGGAAAGAUGGCAGACAGGUCCCUGGGACUCAGUUUUAUUGGACCAUCUGCUAGGCCUUCCCGGACGUGGCUCCAGAGACACAGAUCCCAGAGCAGUUGCUCAGUCAUUCAUCAAUCUCUCAAUCUUCCACCAUACAACUGUUUAUUGAGUGCCUGCUAUGUGUGGUGCUAGAGGUACUGUACUGAACAAGACAGAUGAACUUCCAUUUUCUUGGAGUUUACAUUCUAGGACAGGCUUGAGAGAGAGGAGAAAUAAUCACUGUAAACCAGUGCAACGGUUUGAAUGUGUCCUCCAAAAGUUCAUGUGUUGAAAAGUUAAUUAUUAUUGUAACACUAUUCAGAGGUGGGGCCUUUCAGAGGUGAUUAUCAGGCCAUGAGUGCUCUCCCCUCAUGAAUGAAUGAAUGCUAUUAUUGAGUAGGUAGGUUACUUAUCAUGAGAGUGGACUCGAUAAAAAGGAAAAGUUUGGCCCAAUUUCUACACUGUGUGUUUUGCAUGUUCACUUGCCCUUCUGCCUUCUGCCUUCUGCCAUGGGGUGACCCUCUUCAAAUACCAGUGCCAUGCUUCUGGACUUCCCGGUCUCUAGAACUGUGAGCCACGUAAACAUCCGUUGUUUAUGAAUUACCUAGUCUGUGGUAUUCUGAUGUUGCAGCAGAAGAUGGACUAAGAGUGCCAGUGGUUGCCAAAUUUAAUUUUUGUCAAAAUCAAGUUGCUACAUACAGAUCUUUGGAUCCUAUGCUCACAAUUUCUGAUUCAAAAGGUCUAGAGUAGGGCCUGAGAAUAUGCAGUUAGAACUAGUUCCCGGUGAUGCUAAUACUGCUGGUCCCGGGACCAAACAUUAAGAGCUACUAAGGUAAACAAUCAAGGAAGUAAAAUACCUUCAGACACUGGUAAGUGCUAUGCUUUCGGAAAAUCAAAUAGGGUAACAGAAUAGGAAGUCAUCUGGUGGUGGGGGGCUACUUUAGGUUGGGUAGCCAGGGAAAGACUCUCGGAGAAGGUGACAUUUGAUAUGAGCAGGCCACCUAAAAAUCUGGGGGAUGGCCAUUCUAUGAAAAGAACAUAUCAAGUGGGUAGGUGCAGUGGCCCAUGCCUGUAAUCCCAGCACACUGGGAGGCUGAGGCAGCCAGAUCACCUGAGGCCAGGAGUUCAAGACCAGCCUGGCUAACAUGGCAAAACCUCAUCUCUACUAAAAAUACAAAAAUUAGCUGGGUGUGGUAGUGCACACCUCUAGUCCCAGCUACUCAGGAGGUUGAAGCAGGAGAAUCACUUGAACCAGGGAAGGGGAGGUUGUGAACUGAGAUUGUGCCACUGCACUCCAGCCUGGGUGACAAAGCAAGACUCUGUCUUGGGAAAAAAAAAAAAAAAAAAAGCCAGGCCCAGUGGCUCACAUCUGUAAUCCCAGCACACUGGGAGGCCAAGGCAGGCAGAUCACAAGGUCAGGAGUUCCAGACCAGCCUGACCAAUAUAGUGAAACCCUGUCUUUACUAAAAAUACAAAAAUUUAGCCAGGUGUGGUGGGUGCCUGUAAUUCCAGCUACUUGGGAGGCUAAGGCACAGGAAUUGCUUGAACCUGGGAGGUGGAGGUUGCAGUGAGCUGAGAUCACCUCACAGCACUCCAGCCCGGGCAACAGAGCAAGACUCAGUUUCAAAAAAAAAAAAAAGAGGCCAAGCAUGGUGUCUCUCAUCUGUAAUCCCAGCACUUUGGGAGGCCGAGGCGGGCAGAUCACUAGGUCAGGAGUUUGAGACCAGCCUGACCAACGUGGCGAAACCCCGUCUCUACUAAAAAUGCAAAAAUUAACUGGGCAUGGUGCCUCGCUCCUGUAAUCUCAGCUACUUGGGAGGCUGAGGCAAGAGAAUCACUUGAACCCUGCAGGUGGAGUUUGUGGUGAGCCAAGAGUUUGCCAUUGUACUCCAGCCUGGCAACAAAAAAAAAAAAAAAAAAAAAAUGACAUAGCAAGUGCAAAGGCCCUAAGCAGAAAAGCAGCACAGUUUGUGCUUUUUGUUUUAAGAAACAAAAUAAGACAUUCAAAGUGCCAGGACAGCUGCAGAGUUUUGUUUUUGAUUUUAUUUUUUGAAACCAACUUUUGCUCUUGUUACCCAGGCUGGAGUACAAUGGUGCAAUGUCAGCUCACUGCAACCUCCACCUCUCUGGUUCAAGUGAUUCUCCUGCCUUAACCUCCUGAAUAUCUGGGUUACAGGCACCUGUAGCAGGAGCAGCCGCGGGAAACGGAUCUCUCGAACGCCCAAUGGAGAAGGAAGAAGUUUAUUCGGCCGGGAGCCUGAGCAUAAUUUGUCCAAAGCUCAGCUCAUCUAACAAAGGAAGGUUCUGCCUUUAUAUAGGCUUAUUAUACUUUAGAUAUUACACGUGGAAGAAUCUUAGGUUUAUAGCUUUAGAAAUAACAUAAAAAAGGUCUCGGUUUACAGCUUCAGGAAUCACAUAUGAAAGGGUUCUGGUUCACAGUUUUCAGACUCAAGUGAAAAGGUUUCUGGUUUGAUCUUGUUUUAAGUAAAAAUAGUGCCUUCUGGAGAGUUUCCCCAAGACCAAGCCUGCCACCUACGGGAAGGUAAAACAGGAGGCACCAGUCAGUCAGCCUUUUCUUCUUUUGAAAUCCAGCGUGAUAGUCAAAGGGGAAGUUGAGCUGAGAUGCCUGGGUCUCCCUCUUCACACCCAUCACUAUGCCUGGCUAAUUUUGUAUGUUUUGCAGAGACAGGGUUUCGCCGUGUUGGCUUGGCUGGUUUCCAACUCCUGGCCUCAAGUGAUCCGCCUGCCUCAGUCUCUCAAAGUGCUGGAAUUACAGGCAUGAGCCUUUAUUUUACUUUUUUUUUUUUUUUUGAGAUGGAGUUUCACCCUUGUCGCCCAGGCUAGAGUGCAAUGGCACAAUCAUGGCUCACCGCAACCUCUGCCUCCCGGGUUCAAGCGAUUCUCCUACCUCAGCUCCCCGAGUAGCUGGGAUUACAGACAUGCGCCACCACAUCCGGCUAAUUUUGUAUUUUUCAGUAGAGACAGGGCUUCUCCAUGUUGGUCAGGCUGGCCUCAAACUCCCAACCUCAGGUGAUCUGCCCACCUCGGCCUCCUAAAGUGCUGGGAUUACAGGCGUGAGCCACUGUGCCUGGCUAUUUUACAUUUUAAAUAUGAAUUAUUUGCUCUUAAAUAUCUUUUUGGCUAUGGUGUGGAGAGUACCAUGGAGGAUGGUGGUGGUGAGGGUGGCAGGGUGUAAGGGAAAGCAACUAGAAACGGAGAGACCAGUCAGGAGGUCUUGCAAUAUCCUGGGGAGGGGAAGUAGCAAUGGAUACGGUGAGAAAUGGUCAGUUAUGCAGCAGUGAGGACUUGCUAAUGACAACGACACUUCGCAUAAUGUCUUGCACAUUGUGGGCAUUCAGCUAACAGUCAUCGAAGGAAUCAUGAAGUCCCCUUCCUUUCUGAGAUGCAUGAUUAUAAUCCUUCACUUUACUGAUAAAGCAAAGAAUAUUGUAAAUUAUUCUCCAAACUGGAUUCCAUUGUCUUGUUGGUAACAGUGGUUUUGUAUAUGUGUGGGAGGGUGGGUGUGCCUGUGUUACUUGAAUUUUUUUGGAUAUAAUAUUCCCCUCCACUCUCCAGCUCACUUAUUAAAUAUUGCACUCCUACCCCUUCCCUUUUUUUGGGGUACAAUGCAGGUUUCCAACAGCUUGCUAAGAAUUAUUUUCCCUUUGUAAAGCAAAUUGAGUGGGGGUGGCUCCAGAGCUCGGCAAUCCUCCUGGGAGGCGGAAGGGGUUGGUUGGUCUCUAGGGGCUCUGGUUGCUGGGAGAGGUGAAUUGUGAGUGCUGGUAGUGACAUGAAACUCAUCCUAGUGCACUGAGGGCAAUAAGCAAGUUAUUCCUUGAAGUCUAUUUCUUGGAAGUGUUUUUAUUGUUUCCACAGUAUUUCAUCCCUACUGCAACCAAAGGCAAUCAACAUAUGGGUUUAAUUUGACAAGGGAAAGGGCCAUAAACACCUGUAAAUUGUCAAAACUGGCAGAUGACAGCCCUGAUCUCUGCAAUAGCAAAGAUGAGCCAAGCAGCCAGCUUCGCACAUCAAAGAGAGCUGUCACACUGCUCAACUGAUUAUGCUGGUUAGGUGUGGAAGAAAAUAUCUCAAACACGAGUCAUCUCAUCCAAGGAAAUAAACCAUUGUUUCAGCACAAGUUUCAAAAAUGAAAUAAUAAUAAAAGCAGAAAAUCUGAUUUUUCUUUGCAGAGAUGACAUUGAAAUUUUUCCACCAGCCAAGAGGACUGAUUCCAAGUUCAGUUUUAACUUGCUUUCCUGCUGGGGCCCUGGAGGUCUGUGGAGCACAGUGGGCCUCCUGCUGAGCCUCUUCUCAGUCUCUCAGAGACUGCAUUUCUCCCUGCAUGUUUCCUUUCUGAAUACUGUUUUCUUUAUUUCUUCCUUUCUUUCACAGGGUCUUGCUCUAUCGCCCAGGCUAGAGUGUGGUGGCUCAAUCCUGUGGGACCAGAGGCAUAUGUGCCACCCUGUCUGGCUAAUUUGCUUUUAUGUUUUUAUAGAGAUGGGGGUCUUACCAUGUUGGCCAGGCUGGUCUUGAACUCCUGGGCUCAUGUGUUGGCCCCUCUCAGCCUCUCAAAUUGCUGGGAUUACAGGCAUGAGCCACCGCACCUGGCCUCUCAAUGCCAUUUUCUAGGUGUCUCAGGAUAGCAUUUUCAUUUAUGUCUGUCUUUAUUGCUUUCCUGAAAACCCAUUUCUUCUCUCUCCCCCUUGUAUAGGCAUGUAUUACAAAUCUUAAAUAGCAAAACAUAAAACUAUCCAAAGGCUGUGCAUGGUGGCUGACACCUGUAAUCCCAGCACUUUGGGAGGCUGAGGCGGGUGGAUCACCUGAGGUCAGGGGUUCGAGACCAGCCUGAUCAACAUUGUGAAACCCUGUCUCUACUUUAAAAAUACAAAAAUUAGCCAGGCAUGGUGAUGCAUGCCUGUAAUCCCAGCUACUCAGGAGGCUGAGGUAGGAGAAUCCCUUGAACCAGGGAAGUGGAGGUUGCAGUGAUCCAAGAUUGUGAAGCUGCACUCCAGCCUGUGCAACAAGAGUGAAACUCCAUCUCAAAAAAGAGGAAUUGGCCAGUAUGGUGGCUCAUGCCUGUAAUCCCAGCACUUUGGGAAGCUGAGGUGGGCAAAUCACAGGGUCAGGAGUUCGAGACCAGCCCGGCCAAUAUGGUCAAACCCCAGCUCUACUAAAAAUACAAAAAUUAGCUGGGCGUGGUGGCAGGCACCUGUAGUCCCAGCUACUUGAGAGGCUGAGGCAGGAGAAUCGCUUGAACCCAGGAGGCAGAGAUUGCAGUGAGCCAAGAUCACGUCACUGCACUUCAUCCUAGGCGACAGAAUGAGAUUAAAUUAAAAAAAAAAAAAUCACCAGGCGGUGCUCAUUUAAGUUCAAGGCUGCAGUGAGCUAUGAUUGCGCCACUGCACCCCAACCUGGGUGACAGAGUAAGACUGUCAGAAAAACAAAAAAGCACUUAUUAUCCAACAUGCAAUAUGUUUUCUUGUUUAAAGUCUCUCUCCCAACCCUAGAAUGUAGUACCAUGAGGACAGGGACUUUUUUUUUUGAGACCAUUUCACUCUGUCACUCAGGCUGGAAUGCAGCGAUCUUGACUCACUGCAACCUCCACCUCCUGGGUUCAAGUGAUUCUCCUGCCUCAACCCUCCCAGUUAGCUGGGAUUACAGAUGCAUACCAGCACACCCAGCUAAUUUUGGAGGUAUUUUUAGUAAAGAUGGGGUUUCGCCAUGUUGGCCAAGUUGGUCUUGAACUCCUGGCCUCAAGUGAUUCACCUGCCUAAGCCUCUGAAAGUGCUGGGAUUACAGGCAUGAGCAACCGUACCCAGCCAGGGAUUGUCUUUUCUGUUCAUUGCUAUAUUCCCAGCACUUAGAACUUUACCUAUAAUGUAUAGGUAACAAGUGCUCAAUAAAUACUUGUUGAAUGAAUGAACGACUACACUUGUAAGAGGUGAAUUUGAGUUUCAGGCUGGAAAAACAAAGCAGAAGAGGAGAAAAGGUUGAUGUCUAUAUCAGGAAAGCAAAAACUUUUCCAGAAAUCCCUAGCAGAUUUCUACUUACAUCUCCUUAGCCAAAACCAUGUCACAUGGCAACCCAUUGCUGUCAUAUUCAUCAAAAAGAUGAGUAUUUCUACCUGGGCACACUGCCUUCCUUGAACAAAAUUAUCUUUUAAGCAAGGAAGAAGGGAAGAAUGAAUAUUGGAAAGGCAAUCUGUAGUGUCUACCAGUGGGUUUAUCCUGGACAUGAUCAAGCAGAAUCUGAGAGUGGUUAUUUAUUUAUUUAUUUACUUAUUUAUUUACUUAGAUGGAGUUUCACUCUUGUCAUCCAGGCUGGAGUGCAAUAGCGCGAUCUAGGCUGACUGCAACCUCCGUCUCCUGGAUUCAAGCAAUUCCCCUACCUCAGCCUCCUGAGUAGCUGGGAUUACAGGCACCUACUACCAUGCCUGGCUAAUUUUUGUAUUUUUAGCAGAGAUGGGGGUUUCACCACAUCGGCCAGUCUGGUCUCAGAUUCCUGAAUUCAGGUGAUCCACCCACCUCAGCCUCCCAAAGUGCUGGGAUUACACAUGUGAGCCACUGCACCUGGCCGAGGAUGGUAAUUUUGAUGCAAGGACCCUUGGACCACAUUGUAAGAAAAAUGGCUGGGGUAGGCCAGGCGAGGUGACUCACGCCUGUAUUUCCAGCACUUUGGGAGGCCAAGGAGGGUGGAUCACAAGGUCAGGAGGUCAAGACCAGCCUGGACAAGAUGGUGAAACCCCGUCUCUACUAAUAAAAAAUACAGGCUGGUCUUGGUAGCUCAUACCUGUAAUCUCAGCACUUUAGGAGGCCAAAGCAGGUGGAUUACAAGAUCAGGAGUUCAAGACCAGCCUCACUAAUAUGUUGAAACCCCAUCUCUAUUAAAAAUAACAAAAAUUAGCCAGGCGUGGUGGUGGGUGUGUGUAGUCCCAGCUACUCAGGAGGCUGAGGCAGGAGAAUCGCUUGAACCCGGGAGGUGGAGGUUGCAGUGAGAUGAGAUCCCAGCACUGCACUCCAGCCUGGGUGACAGAGUGAGACUCCAUCUCAAAAACAAAACAAAAUGAAAAAGAAAAACAACAAAAUUAGCUGGGCGUGGUGGCGGGCACCUGUAAUCCCAGCUAUUUGGGAGACUGAGGCAGAGAAUUGCUUGAACCCGGGAAGGUAGGUUGCAGUGAGCCAAGAUUGUGCCACUGCACUCCAGCCUGGGUGACAGAGUGAAACUCUGUCUCAAAAAAGGAAAACAAAAAAUGGCCAGGGUAAUAGAAUGAGCCCAGAUUGAAUUUUUUUUCUCUCUCUCUUUUUUGAGAUGGUGUCUUGUUAUGUUGCCCAGGCUGAUCUUGAAUUCCUGGACUCAAGUGACCCUCCUGCCUUUAGCCUCCCGAGUAGCUGGGAUUUCAGGCAUGUGCCACCAUGCCUGGCUCCAGAUUAAAAUUUUCUAAAGCCAUUCCUAGGUGAUGGACACACUGGUGAAGAACAUCUGUUGUCCUGGCUGCCAAGGGCUCAUUCUACUCCACUCCCACUCCCAUUCUCUUUUUUGAGAAAUACUUUUAUUUCCACCUCAUCCCUCCCCCAUCUGCAUGGGUGCAGCCAUGGGACUCUUGGAGGUUUUGUUCGUACAUCAUAUUCCCACCCACCUGACCCAAACUGCUCAAUCAGAGUCUCAUUCCCAUGAAUUCGGCAUUGGGACUGAGAUGCUAAACCUCUCCAGAUGGCUGGAUCAUGUACACAGGAGAGCUGCCAACAGAUGUAUUUCCUACAUCGUGAACUGGAGCAGCUGAAGACAGAGUGUGAACCCCUCACAGAAGGCAGUGUGAUUAAACAGAGAGGGUCUUCGUAGUGUUUGAGUCCCCGGUACUAGGUCAUUCCUGAGGCCUGGGUCUGUCCUUGCCCUUGGAUGCCACAGCACACUUCUGGGUCGGACCAGCUUAAAUAAUUCUUUAGUUGUGGCCAAGAGUUCUAACACUCACCCUACUCCCCCAAGGGGACAGAAGGUAGUGUUUUCUACACCCCAGCUCUAGGUUCUGAGAGCAGAAAGAAAAAACUCUGUGGAGAGCAGGUGUCCAGUUUUGGAGGAAGAAGUGAAACAUGGCAGUUUCUUUGUCAACAAACUGUCUAUCAACAAAAGACCAAGAGCCCUGGGCCAAGGGAGAGUCUACCAUCUGGCUGUUUCUGUGGGGCUCAGGAAAACCACAUGCUGUACAGGCGCUCCCACUGCUGACAAAGGAAUUAGUGGUUUUACAAUAGGAUCUGCAGGCAAGGGUCUGCAGAUCUGGUCUAAUGCCCAACCUUGCCCAUGGAGAUAAAUCACUCUGUCCUGUCCCUGGCUGUCACCACUUGGGAACCAUGUACAGUGCCUGUCAGUUUUCCUGAGGUACACACAGGCUAGAGAAGUAGUGUGGCAAAGAGGGGAAAACAUGGGUUCUAGAGCCUGCAAGCCCAGCUUCAUCACGAACUGGGUCUUUAGCCCGUUGGUUAAUUUCCCUUACGUCCAUCUCUAAAUUGGUCACUAUAAUCCUCUCACUAGGAGAAUGAAAUGACAUGAGAGUGUGAGUGUGUGUGUGUGUGUGUGUGUGUGUGUGUGUAAAGCACCUAACAUAAUACCUAGCAAACAUCCCCGAAGCAGGAGAGCCACUCCGGCCCUGGAAUCCUGUUAAAGAUCAGGGAGAGAAGCUGGCACAGACACAGGACAUCCCUCCAAGAAAGCUGUCAGUGCCAAAUAGCUGGUUUACUGCCAGUUUUUUGCGCCAGACAAAGCUCAGUGCUCCCUUAGGAGUCAGGGUUCAAGGCUUGGUGUUGGUUCUUUAUCAGUAACUACAUUUCAUUUCCUCUGAGACCUCCACACUACAGAGAACUAGUGGUGAGAACCCAGCAGGAGGGAACAGAGGUCCCAAGAAGAGUCUCUCCUUUUUUUGGAAACAGAGUUUCACUCAUGUUGCCCAGGCUGGAGUGCAGUGGCGCGAUCUCGACUCACUCCAACUCCGCCUCCCAGGUUCAAGCAGUUCUCCUGCCUCCGCCUCCCAAGUAGCUGGGAUUACAGGUGCCUGCCACCACGCCUGGCUAAUUUAUGCAUUUUUAGUAGAGAUGGGGUUUCACCAUGUUGGCCAGGCUGGUCUCAAACUCCUGACCUCAGGUGAUUCACCCGCCUUGGCCUCCCAAAGUGCUGGGAUUACAGGUGUGAACCAAUGGGCCCAGCUGAUAUACUCUUGAGCCCCUAGUGGAAAAACAAGGAAGAGAAAGGAGAAAAUGAAAAAGGGAGGGAGUAAAAGUAGAAAGAAACAAAGGGAAGAGAAGGCAGGCAGUCAACUCCGUGACGAUACUCAUUCCUUUAUUGUCAGAUGUGUUGAUUGGAACAGGGCUGGGGCCUGCAAGCUGCUGGCAGCACCCAGCUGCAGGUGCAUUUCAACUCAACAGAGGCCCCCAUCCUAUGCCAAGGGGACAGAGGGGAAUGUUUUAUAUAUAUAUAUAUUUAUAUAUUACAUAUGUCCCGUAUAGUCAUAUGUAUAGAGUGACAAGAAUGGGCCACUGUGUUGUUAACUGUUGUCCUAAAUAAAGACCAUAGCAACACACAUGGGAAUUUGGUCCUAAUCAAGGCCCUUACUUCGUCAAUCAAAUGUUUGAUACACCAAAAGGAAAAGGAGAGAAAGAGAGACAGAGACUGAGAGCCAGCCACCCCUAGUGGCCCUGUUCCCAGCAAAUCUUACACUGAGUGUAGUGUGUCUCCUGUGGAGGUAAACACACACACAAACACACACACUCAUACACACAUACACAAAACCGCAGGCAGGAGCUCCUCCUCCAACCAUACCUUGGGCCCAGCCCUCGGACUGGGGGUGCUGAUUCGGGUAUAUUGUGCUAUAAGACUGUGAGGGAGGAGUGACAGGACAAUGCAGGGGCAAUGUGUCCAAGUGAUGAAUGGGGUGACAUGUGCUGCUUUGUCCACAAACGAGAAAGAGGUCAGUGGGAGAGGCUGUGCAAUGCAGCCCUGGAGGUCCCCCGCGCCCAGGCCACCUGGGGAAUUUCUACACACGACUCCUGUCCCAGCCACAGUCGAACCUCUGAUCUGAAUCCCGAGUCUCAAAUAAUCUCUUGGGCUCUGAUGAGAACCGUGAUUUCCUGGAAGGACAAGAGCAAAUGGCAACUGGGUGGCUCAACCCUCUAGUCCAGUAAUGAAGCAGAAAUGACAGCGUCGUGGAGUUAAAGCAGACCCAAGCGUGAUCCUCAGAGCAGAACUUGAAUGAUGUAAGAAGGGUUCAUUUCCUGAAGGAAAGAGAAUAACCCUGCCGCCAGCUCCCACGCCCCCCGUUUCAGGCAGAUCUGUCAGUCUCACGGCUUCACCCCAAUGACAGCGCUCUUCAUAUUCUAGGAACUGGAGACUUGCACUAUUCGGGCACUCUGAAAUCCUAUCUCACUCCCUUGCUUUCCUUAUUACCUCUUCACCCCUCCACCAAAAUAUACACUUAAAAAGCCAGUCAAUAAACGUUAACCAUUUUUUUUUUUUGUAGAAAUUUACUUAUCACUUGAGAUACCUGGAGACAAUUUGGGCCAUCACAAAGGAAGAUCCUCCCUACCUUUGAGAUGCUGCAAUGCCCCGGUCCACAGUCUUAUGGGCAGCUAAUAACAGGGUUUCCAGCAGGAUCUUGGUGGCACUUCCACCUUUCAUCUGGGAGGAGCUGCUGAGACCCUCAGGCUGAAUGACGCGAAGACACCCAAGAGGAAUUGGGAGAGGAUAAAGUCUCCGGACCGCUUGUUAGUGACCCCCAGGCGUGUAUGUGAUGGUACUGCUGGCCCCCAGUGUGCCUGUGAGGAAGGGUGCUGGGGUGGGCUUGACUAAGAGGAAGAUUGGAAAGAGGGAAAAGGCCUGCUCUGGUCAUUCCUGGGUAUAUAUUUAGGCUUCUCUGGGGAGGAAGUCACAGUGAUUGGGUCUCUUGUCAGCUGGGUCAAGGGUUUUUCAUAAAGUGCUUUCCUUUUCUUUUUUUUUUCCUUUGAGACAGAGUCUUGCUCUGUCGCCUAGGCUGGCUGGAGUGCUGUGGUAUAAUCUUGGCUCACUGCAACCUCUGCCUCCCAAAUCCAAGAGAUUCUCCUGCCUCAGCCUCCCGAGUAACUGAGAUUACAGGAAGCUGCCACCACACCCAGCUAAUUUUUGUAUUUUUAGUAGAGAUGUGGUUUCACUGUGUUGGCCAGGCUGGUCUGGAACUCCUGACCUCAAGUGAUCUGCCCACCUUGGCCUCCCAAAGUGCUGGGAUUACAGGUGUAAGCCACCACACCCGGCCCAGAGAGUGCUUUUCUUUCUAAGAAAUUUCUCCCCCACCUCUCCCACCUCUACCAUUUUUUGUGGUAGUUUAUCAAUCCAAAUACCACAUGUCAUAUGCUUUGGACAGGGGUCCAGAUGUGGAACACAGCACACCGGACAGCAAAGAGAUUCCGGCAAACAGAAUGAUAACAGUAAUGAUGAGAAAAGAAGAUUGAAAGUCAACAUUUGCAGAGAGGAGGAAAGAGAGACGAGUAUUUGGGAGGUCAAAGCUGUGGAAUUCUUACAUCAUACGGAAUUCUACCUUCCUAUCUCACAAAAGGAAGAUGGAGGAGAAUGUCUCAGAUCACAUGGCCAUCACUGGUAGAGGGAGGCACCGGCUGGAAUUUGGCUAAGGCCCUCCUAAGGCGCAAGUGAGGAGAAAUGGUGCUAGUGAAAUGUAUCUGCAAUCCAGAUGAGAAAAAAGAAACAGGAGAAAACAGCUUUCUUUUUUUUUUUGAGACAAAGUUUCACUCUUGUUACCCAGGCUGGAUGCAAUGGCGCGAUCUCGGCUUACGGCAACCUCUGCCUCCUGGGUUCAGGCAAUUCUCCUGCCUCAGCCUCCCAAGUAGCUGGGAUUACAGGCACGCACCACCAUGCCCAGCCAAUUUUUUUAUAUUUUUAGUAGAGACGGGGUUUCACCUUGUUGACCAGGAUGGUCUCGAUCUCUUGACCUCGUGAUCCACCCGCCUUGGCCUCCCAAAGUGCUGGGAUUACAGGCUUGAGCCACCGCGCCUGGCCGAAAGCAGCUUUCAAGCUAAGAAGGGCCAGCCAAUUUUGGAGAGGAUUUAGAAGGCAGAAUGAAACAAAACUGCACCCCAUUUUUUAAAGCCCGUAUUUAAAAUGUAAAUAUGUAAGACAGACAGACUGAGACAUAACCGUGGCUAUUCACCGCUGUCUAUACAUAGAUGGCAAAGAGCUUCUUUAAACAGAAACUGCCCAGACCACUAAAGUGUUUAAUGAUUACCGGUUUGAGAGACAGGAUAGGAAUGAAGACAAAAUAUCUUAUGGUGAAAAAGUAAAUGGGAAAAUAGGAUUUGGUUUAUAACAUCUUAGCUGACUCACAAUGCCUCAGGAAUUUAAACAAGAUGUAACAGAACCUAAAAUCAGAGGCCCCAAGGAAGUGGCAAGCAGUUCCCAGGUGUUGGCGGGUUGGAGAACAUAGGAAAAGGAGAAGCCCUACCCCGAUGGCAGGAUUGAGCACAAAAGCUUUCUGUUUCUGCUGCAUUUUCUGCAUCCGCUCUGCCACUUGUCGGAAUGUUGAACUCCAGUCUUCAAUGGGGUCAUUUCUGGGGUCCAGAGAGACACAAGGUGGGGAUAUUGUCUAUGAGGAUUUCAAAGAAGGGCCUCAGCUGGGAGUCAUGAUCAAGGACUGCUUUGGGAUUGAGGUCAGAGGUCAACAACUUCACACAAACGUAUGCUUUGGAGCUUUUAGAGGCACUGUGUCCCUGAACCCCAAGGACGGGGGUUAAUAAAACAUUCAGCACCUCAAGCCCAGAGCAAAGCCAACACUCAAGUUUAAAGUUCCAGCCUGAGACCCAGACUGUCUUGCAUAAGCCCCAAUGCCAUGGCCACACUAACCUCACCCUCUGCAGGCCUCUUAGGGAAUCCUGUCAUUCAAAUGUCAAAGUUGCCACCUUAUUUUCCAUCUUAAGGUUCAUCAGAAGCCCUUGCCAUUCAUGGAAAUACAUUCUGGAAAUCCCUUCGAAGAGUGAACCCUCAGUACUGGAGGGAGGGAUGACGGUGAGGGAACCGAGCUGCAAGGUAGGUGUAGCACCUCACGGUUGUCAAACGUUUCUUGAAUGAAUUAAUCAGGAACAAAUGAAUGUGUUAAUGAGGCAGACUUGUUAUCUGCUUAGUUACAAAUCAUGGAAUCUCAAAGAAUGAGGAUCUUCUUUAGUUGAUUUCUAAUGGCUUUGCUAGGGGAUAAUUUGUGAAUCGCCCAUUAUGGCAGGACCUCAAAGAGUUAGUUACCUCUGUACAUGGCACCCCACAUUUCGCCUUACCAUCCAAUCCUGCGAAGGUUCCAUCCCGUCUUGAAUUAUUUUUGUAUCACUGCUAGGGCAGAGGAGUUUCACAUAUUUUAUGCCCAUGGUGUAAAAUACCUCCUGUCAUUUGUCCUCAAACUAUUUCUAAAACUUGCUAGAGAUCUAAGAAAGAGGAGACCAAAGCAGAAAGCAGAGACAGCGUUCAUAUUGCAUGGUUUAACGUCUAGAUUCCUAAACACAGCUGGGCAUCUAAAUCAUCUGGGGAGUUUUGUUUUUUAAUAACUAUGCAUUUCUGGGUACCACAUCCACCCUAAGAUUCAGAUUCAGUAGUUCUGGAGUGGAGCUCCAAAAUCUGUAUUUUUAGAAAGCUUCCCAGGUGACUCUGAAUAUCAGCCAAGUUUGGGAGCCACUGAUUUAAGGAACAACUGGAAGAUCUCCACGCCUACACUGUUUUGAAAGUCUUCAUUUCACCUAGUCAUAGGGCCUGAAAUUAGCAUCCACUGCAGCAGAUACAUUUUUGGUGAAGGAGGGCCCUCCCCGAAAAAGAUCAGGGUUAGGGUAUUUCAGAUUCAUUUACACCAUUGCAUGAGUUAUACAGCCUAGAAUCUGGGAGGUGGAAAAGCACCUUUGAAAAACCCGCUGGUCUCCCUUCCCAAGACCGCCACUAAAUAAAAAAAGCUGCUCUAAAAUUUUCAACAAGCCUCUGCCAUACCCCCCUGGUGUCAGGAAGCCCUCAGCUUUGUCAGGUAGCCCACUCCAAUGGCUUAUUUAGCAGAGUUCCUCAGUUCUGGCUCUGCAUCAGAAUCUCUAGGGAUGCUUUCAAAAAAUAGAUAUUUCAGGGCCUUACUCCAAACCUACAAAACCAGACGUCUCGCACAAGGAACUAAGAAUCCUCUUUAUUUUUCUGUAACACUCCCUCCAGGCAGCUCAUGCACAGAACCACAUCUGAGCAUGGGAGGUGGAGGCUGCAGCGAGAUGAGAUCAUGCCAUUGCAGUGCAGCCUGGGUGACAGAGCGAGACUCAGUCUCAAUAAAAGAAAAAAAUUUUAAAAACAGGCAGCUGGCUGCAUUGGCCAGCCGGUAUAGUUUGCUUACCCUUGGACCAGUCCACCUCUCUUGGUUGCUGAUUGAUUGAUACAGUUAUUCUGAAAUUGAAUCCCUUCCCAUCUUCCCACAUUCAUACAACUCGAUCCAAGUUAGUGAAACGAAAACCAAAAUUCCUUGAGCAAACUUCCUGCUUUCUAGCGCCCACCUCAUUGAUCUAUCUUCCAUGCUAUUCCAUUCCCACUCACUUCUUCUCUCUAAAAUUCAUUCACUCAACCCAUCUUUCUACUCACAGAGAGUCCCACAGAAAUGCCAACGACAAUCACCCUCUUCUUCCCGGCAUCCACCUAGGAGAAGAGGAUGGACAACGCAGUGUAACUGGGAGGAUUCCAGGCACAAACCUACUGUGUGAGGGUAUCAGGGCCAGGAACAGGGGAGGGAGGGAAUAGGCUUUGGCUGAAUGCUGGGGCUUUUAUGUCCCCAUGAGAAGGAACAGAUAGAGGUCUCUGGUCAAGUAUCAGUGGGAAGCACAGACCUUUUUCAGUUCCUUAAUCGAGUGCAAAGCACUAUCUUCCGUCCCCUCCCUAGAGGCCACCACAGACUCGAGGUCAGUGGCACUGGUUGGGAAGAAGAAGCCUAUGGUUUAUUAGGGCAGGCUACAUUAAGAGAUGGGAAUAAAGGGAAAACUAUCAUUGAAUGAGCACCCACUGUUUGUUGGGCACCAUGAUAGACACUCCAUAGAGUUGAAAAACCCAAAUAACCCAAAUACCUGCAACAGCCGGUCAGGUGACAUAAGUAUGUAAAGUGGACCAAGUGUAAGUCAAUAAGGAAUGGGGGGACUAAGGCAAGCUGGACUCAAUCUCUGCCCAAAGGCAUUCAGCUCAAUUUCUAAGAAGCGCUAUUCAGGCCAAACAAAAUAUUCACAGCCUAACUUGGCUUACCUGUCACCCCCUACAAUGAGGUAGGUGUAAAGAGGUUUCUGUCUCAGAGCUUCCAUCAGCUGAUUAAAGGACACCUGUCAAGGAGAGAGGAUGUGAAGGGGUAAUGACAGAGAAGAAACAAUUAUCUUGGAUUUUCAACUCCUAGAGGACAGACACUAUAUAACGAUUCUCUUAGACCAGUGCUUAACCCAGUCCUACAUGGAAUCUGGCGCUUAAAGCUGCCACUUGGGGAUGAUUAGUUGGCAGUGCAUGGGAUAUAGAGACAUUGACAACAGACUGGUGGGACUCAGAUGGGCUCAGAAGAAAUGGGACUUCAUGGUGACGCCUAGCUUUUGGAAGAGAGAGAGCGCCACACUUGGUCUAGUGAGGGGGGCCCCUGGGAGCUCAGUUAUGGUGAUCUUUAUGGUCCUGAGGGUCACCUCAAGAAGUGGAGAGGUAAGAAAACCGGGGACCACGGUGCUCACUGACAUGAGGAAUGCCAUCCGGCCAGAGGUGCCCCCUCCACUCAAUACAACCAGCCCCCCAUCUGGCUCCUGAAGAAGGAAAAAGGCGUAUAUCACCAGGGCCUGGCUUAGGUUGGGGGAAGCAUAUUCUUUGUCAGUAAUGCAAGAGGAACUGAAAAGGCUCCUUAUCCCUCCUCUCAUCACAAAAGUGAACAAAUACAUGCAGUGUAGUGUAGAAAAAGAACACCGGAUUAGAGAAACCAGUUUGACUCCCAGGUCUUGCUCCACUACUGAUUCGAAUCCUUACUUAUCCCUGAAAGAAGGAAAGCAGCUUUGUCAUCUAAAUAAAAGCACAUAAUAAAAGCAGCGUUAUCCAGCAAUUAUUAGCUGGGUGUAUUUGACAAGCUACAGUGAUUAUCUUUCUAAGUCUUUGUUUUUUCACCUGAUAAAAACAACAAACAGAAAUCAUGUCAACUUCACGGGUUUUUGUGAGGUAAUAGCUGUGAAAGUAGACUGUGAAUUACAAAGUGUUAAGCAGAGAAUUAUUGUUAAUAAUAAGAUAAAAAUAAGGAUCCAAAAGGGAGGAUCUUCAAAAGGGAGAAAGGAGGAUGCGAUCUGUAAAAGUGAGAAAUAGAGACCAACGAAAGAGAAAGAGGGAAACAGAAAAGUUGAGGCAGGGAGCAGAAGGAAGGUUGUACCUUCAGCACUUCCUGAACUUUCCCGGCCACUUGUACCAUAGUGGUCAGAAUGGAUUCUCUGUAGAGCCUCUGUAGGGGACAGGCAGGAAUCAGAAGCCAAGACGAGGAGGACGGUGGAUUGGGGAGGGAGUCUCAGGGUUUCCAGUAUUAGGAGCCAUGGUCAGGGAGUGCAGAGGUGGGAUUGGGGUUAGCAUGUUUAUUAGCAGGGUGCAGGGCAUGGGUCUGGGUUACCUGGUAUGUGGGCAGAGCUUGCCCCUCCUCCUGGAAGAUCUCAGCAUCACAUUGCCCCAGCAGUCGAACAAUUUUCUCAGCAUCUGCUUUGUCCAGGUCCCGGGUCAGUGGAUUUGACUUCUCUGUGAUUGGCACAGCUGUCUCAUACCCAGACAACUAGAAGGAAGAGGGGACAAGGACUGAGCAGGAAGCCACAGCCUCAUUCAUGCCUGCUGAGCUGGAGGAGGGAGUGGCAGCAGGUGGGAAAUCUGCGGCACAGAUAAACCAGUUUCUCCAAAACCACAGGGUAAGUGGCAGAGCUUUAGAAAAACAAAAACAAAACAAUACAAAACAAAGCGAAAAGAAAGGAAUAACAAUUUUUCUAAAAAAAAGCUGGGCCGGGCGCGGUGGCUCAGGCCUAUAAUCCCAGCACUUCGGGAGGCCGAGGCGGGUGGAUCACGAGGUCAUGAGAUAGAGACCAUCCUGGUCAAAAUGGUGAAACGCCGUCUCUACUAAAGAUACAAAAAAUUAGCUGGGCAUGGUGGCGCGUGCUUGUAAUCCCAGCUACUUGGGAGGCUGAGGCAGGAGAAUUGCCUGAACCCAGGAGGCGGAGGUUGCGGUGAGCCAAGAUCGCGCCAUGCACUCCAGCCUGGGUAACGAGUGAAACUCCGUCUCAAAAAACAAACAAACAAACAAAAAAGCCAUAGGUCUCUGAGCUUUGAUUCUCCCUAGAAGCCCAAUACUCUUAAUCUCUGUGUCUCCAGGUUUUAACUAGACACAUAAGAGAUGCUCAAUAAACAUUUGCUGAACAAAUGAAAGAAUGAAUGAGAAAACGAACGUAAUUAAAUUACGAAUGGGAAAGAGACUUAAAAGCUGACCCAGUCUAUGUUAAAGCAAUUAUUAUCUCCAUCACUCUGUCCCCUCUCUUAGCCCCUCUGGCACUGGAUGUGAAAUUCCUCCUGCCAAAUUGGCUCUUCCACGCGGGGAGGAAGGGGAUCUCCCAGGUGCCGGAGACCCUCGCACCCGAGCCUCCCCCCCAAGCCCCAGCCGGCUCCGCCGUCUGAGCUGGGAGAGAAGGGAUAAGGGAUGGGGGCCCCGGAGGUGAAGGAGCCCGGCGAAGACGGGGGUGGAGGGCUGGAGGGGAAUGACGGCGGCCACACCCCCGGCGGGGCGGGGCCGGCCCGCGGGUCCCCGCGCGUCCCGGUCGGUCUGCGGCGGAGCAAGCGGGGCCAGCGCUGCAGAAGGCGGCUGGCUCUCCGGGAGGGUCACAUCCCGCUGCAGGGGCGGACCCGGGCCAGCGUCCGGGCAACGCCCCCAGCUUCGGGAGAGACUCCCCGCCCGCCAGAGCUCUGAGGGCUCCGCAGACCAGGCCCGCGUCAGGAUGGGGUAGGGGCAGCGCCACCGAGUCGGGCGAUGGGCUGCCCUCUGGGCACCGAGCAGCCCCCGGAGGCCUGACAGACCUCGAAGACCGUCGGAGGAGCCCUGCCUGGAUGUCAAGCGGAUGCCCCAGUGCCCCCCACCCCCGGGCUCGGUGGACAUGGCUUCGCUGAUGCCCCUUUCCCCAUAUCUAAGCCCCACGGUCCUCCUGCUGGUCAGCUGUGACCUGGGCUUUGUGCGAGCAGACCGGCCUCCCUCUCCUGUGAAUGUGACGGUCACUCACCUCAGAGCCAACUCGGCCACUGUGUCCUGGGGCGUCCCAGAAGGCAACAUCGUCAUUGGCUACUCCAUUUCCCAGCAACGGCAGAAUGGCCGCGGGCAGCGUGUGAUUUGGGAGGUGAACACCACCACCCGGGCUGGUACCCUCUGACGCCUGGCUGAAGACAGUGACUACACAGUGCAGGUCAGGAGGAUCGGCCUUCGGGGAGAGAGCCCCCCAGGGCCCCAGGUGCACUUCCGAACUCUCAAGGGUUCUGACCAGCUAACUUCAAACAGCUCAGGCCCAGGUGACAUCACAGGGGAGGGUCUUGAUGGAGAGCGACCACUGCAGACUGGGGAAGUGGUCAUCAUUGUGGUGGUGUUGCUCAUGUGAGCUG